Vespa mandarinia (Asian giant hornet) is the source of this 501-nucleotide messenger RNA. Its product is annotated as histone-lysine N-methyltransferase SETMAR-like. Lineage: Eukaryota; Metazoa; Arthropoda; Insecta; Hymenoptera; Vespidae. The record is from RefSeq and is a predicted model, not a curated record.
UCUAGAGCUUUUUUACAGUACGUUUCGUUUGUGCCACAGUCUCUUUUAAAACGUUCAUCCACAGCGUUAAACAUGGGUAGGGAAAGGCAACAUUUACGGUAUGUUAUGUUUCAUUGUUCCAAAAAAGGUGAUAGUGUAAAGAAUACUGUCGACGAGAUUUGUACCGUGUAUGGGCAUGGUGCUAUAACUAUUACAACCGUUCGCAAUUGGUUUAAAAAAUUUAGAGGGGGAAAUUUUAAUCUAAAAGAUGAAGACCGUAGCAGCCAGCCAAAAACAACGGAUACGGACCUUAUCAAGGCGAUGCUUGAUAAAAAUCCGCGAUAUAGUGUGCGCGAGAUAGUGAAUGCCACUAGGAUUCCCAAAACAACAGUGCAUAAUCACCUAACUAAGAUGGAAUAUGUUAAUCGCUGCGAAGUUUGGGUUCUGCACUUAGUGAUGGAGAUCACAUAUUGCAUUAGCGGUAAGAGAAAAGCUCUUACAGUUUGAUUGGGAUGUUUUACC